Acipenser ruthenus (sterlet) is the source of this 2529-nucleotide messenger RNA. Its product is annotated as homeobox protein Nkx-2.3-like. Gene Ontology annotation, molecular function: DNA-binding transcription factor activity, RNA polymerase II-specific; RNA polymerase II cis-regulatory region sequence-specific DNA binding. Bases 323 to 1291 code for a protein of 322 amino acids. Lineage: Eukaryota; Metazoa; Chordata; Actinopteri; Acipenseriformes; Acipenseridae. The record is from RefSeq and is a predicted model, not a curated record. Gene Ontology annotation, biological process: regulation of transcription by RNA polymerase II; cell differentiation. The transcript has 2 exons. Gene Ontology annotation, cellular component: nucleus.
UCAUCGUCCCCGAGUGGAGCACUGGCUCACAGGGAGCCGGACUAUCAAAAACAGGCACGACCUGCGGCAUUGGCUGUAACAAGGAGCACCGGAGACCUCCUCUGCAUGCAUGGAAACUAGCAUCUAGGCAGCUUGAGAUUUGUUUUUCAGCUUUUUUAGGGUGGGGUGGGGGGGUCAGUGUUUUCUCUUUGAUGUUUAUAAGAAAUGAAGAAGAUUUAAAUACUGGUACAGGUACACAAAGAAAAUAAUCAUAUAUGUUUUACUCGUGUUCUUCCUCUCCGGUGGAGUUAUCGUUUUGAAUGUGUUUAAGCAGACUCUGAUAAUGCUUCCAAGUCCAGUUACUUCCACACCAUUCUCUGUCAAAGAUAUUCUGAAUCUGGAGCAGCAAACUCAACAGCACCAAGCCCUGCACCACCAGCACCCUCGCGCGCACUUGCACCAGGAUUUACAGCAACAGCAGCAGCAACACUUCCACACGCCUCCUUCUUGCAUGCUCGCCGCUGGGGAGAGCCCUGGCUUCUCGGACGGGGAGGAGAAAAUGGCUUAUCUUAACUCGCUCUCUGUCUCGCACAGUCACGGGGAUGUCAGCCUCUCUCCCGACCUCUAUGUCCACACAGCGCUUGAAAAUUCAAACGACACCAAACUAGAGGUGGAUCCACUAGAGGACCGAGAAACCAAAAGUUGUCCUGUUAAGAAAUCGAAAGAUUGUGAUGACAGCCGGCAGGACGAAUCGGAAAGACCCAAGCAGAGAACCAGGCGGAAACCCAGAGUUCUCUUCUCACAGGCCCAGGUGUUUGAGCUGGAGAGGCGGUUCAAGCAGCAGAGAUACCUGUCGGCGCCGGAGAGGGAACAUCUAGCCAACACGCUGAAACUCACUUCCACUCAGGUCAAGAUCUGGUUUCAGAACCGGCGGUACAAAUGCAAAAGGCAGCGGCAGGACAAGUCGCUGGAGAUGGUUGGCCACCACCACCCUCCGCCGCCCAGACGAGUUGCAGUGCCCGUGUUGGUUCGGGAUGGCAAGCCUUGUUUAGGGGGAUCUCAGAACUACAAUGCUCCCUAUGGGGCAAACCCUUACAGCUAUAACAGUUACCCGACUUACAGUACCUACAGCAACCCCGCGUACAAUUCCAAUUACAGCUGCACUUACUCCAGUAUACCCCCCAUUCCACCCAGCACAGCUACCAACGCUUUCAUGAACAUGAGCCUCAGCAAUGCCACUCAGCCCCAGACGCAUCAAGGGGCCACAGCCUCACCGUGCCAGGGGACUCUACAAGGGAUCCGAGCCUGGUAGCAAUACAGAAAUAAAUGAAUACAUAAGAUCAAAUACAUGGAUGAUUCCUAUUGGUUUUAUUUUUAUUUGUUGUUUUUAAAUACCGUGGAAGUAUAAAAGAGACAUCUAUCCUCCAUCAAUGGUUCUCAACAGUGGGACUUUUUAUAUUUAUUUUUUAUUUGGACAAAAUAUCAGUUGUAUAUUUAUGUUUCAAAUAACGUUAUUGUAUUACGGCUCCAAGGGAAGUAUUUAACCCUCUAAUGCACAUUAAUGUGUCACAUAUGCUAAAAUGCUUCGCCAGCCCUCUAUUAUAAUUUUUUUUAAAUCCAGACUCAAAAGCGAGCAUUUUCCAUAUCAUUGUAUUAUGUGUUGCCGGACAGGAAACCAAAUUGUGUUUUGUACAAGAAUCGGAAUCCAGCUGCACAAAUAAAGUAGCUUUUCUCAUUUAAAAAAUGAUUGGGAAUUACAGGGUUACGCUUCCCUUUGCAUUAUUUCUAAAAUGUACUGUACUUUAUGCAACAGAUAUUGUAUUAUUAUUUGGCCAUCAAUCUAAAAAUAACUAUUACACUUCGUUUUUUUUUUUUUUUUUUAUCCUUUAUCGACGACGUAAAUAAUAUGUACGCAUUGAAAGCAAAAGUCGGGUUUCCACGUAUAACAUGGACUUUGUGACCUCUGGAAUUAAAGGUCAUCGAGAAGGGACAGAGGUAAUGAUGUCAGGAUUGUUUCACACAAAACGCCGAUACAUGAAUUUGUAGCAUUCAAGAAAAAGAAAGAUAAGCACCUUUACGGAUUGACAAUUACUUCUUUGAACCGAAUGCGCCUUUAUUUUACAAGACUUGCCUCUAAAUGAUCUCACCAAGUGCUGUUUUAGACUGUUUCUGCGGAGGAAAAAUAACAGUCAAACGUGUGUGUCUGUGUGUUUCACUUUUUCUGUAUUUCAUUUUUCUACUAUUUCAACCCACGAGAAUGAAGACAUGUUGCCGGUUGUAAAAACGUGUCACAGACAUCCGCAAAGCAGCUUCCUCUUUGGAAUGGAGUGCAUCACUACAUAUUUCGGCGGUACCUGUCUGUGUUUGAAUGCCAUAAAAUCUGAUUCAACUCGAGAAAUAUUUCCAAUUGUAAAAUGCCUGUUAGGAUUGCUUAUAAUUGUAUACUGUAUAGCAUGUGCAAAAGUAAUGCCUGUCGCAUUAAGAUGGAUCUCCUAAUUUGUUGUUGUAAUGCGCUACAAGGAAUACAAUAAAUAGUGAGGUGCAAUAUUG